Messenger RNA from Prunus armeniaca (apricot), 264 nucleotides. The record is from the annotation of a GenBank genome assembly. NCBI's taxonomy places the organism in Eukaryota, Viridiplantae, Streptophyta, Magnoliopsida, Rosales, Rosaceae.
AUGAUACAAGAGGCGUAUCGUAAGGAUGUGGAGAGAGCUUUUGGAAUUCUUCAAGCUCGUUUUGCAGUUGUAGCGAGGUCUGCCUGCCAAUGGUACCGAGAAGACAUUUGGGAGGUACUGAAGACUUGCAUAAUUCUUCACAAUAUGAUUAUUGAAGAUGAGCGUGACCAAGACGACAUAACUCCUGCUGAGAACACACCAUAUCAUGUGGAGGAGGCUCUGGUACCGCAUGAACAUGGAUCACGCAAUAUACAAAUUCAAUAA